Carassius carassius (crucian carp) is the source of this 1306-nucleotide messenger RNA. RefSeq names its product claudin-23-like. Gene Ontology annotation, biological process: bicellular tight junction assembly; cell adhesion. Gene Ontology annotation, molecular function: structural molecule activity. Gene Ontology annotation, cellular component: plasma membrane; bicellular tight junction. The transcript has a single exon. NCBI's taxonomy places the organism in Eukaryota, Metazoa, Chordata, Actinopteri, Cypriniformes, Cyprinidae. The record is from RefSeq and is a predicted model, not a curated record. The coding region runs from base 310 to 1062 and encodes 250 amino acids.
UCAACUGUGCUACUUAAUGAACCAAACAUUUCUUCGCUAUGUGGUCAGCAUCAUCAGCACCAGAGUCUCUCCCCAGUCUCUCGUGUGGUGCGUGACGUCACAGCCAGGGGGCGUGGCUCUACAGGUGCGCCAGAACAGUCGAAACUCGGAGUGCUUCUGAUGUCAGUCACGUGGCUUUCAACAAUGGCCAGGCUUGAUGGGAUCCUCCCACGAGAAGUUUCUGCUGUCCGACUGCUUUCGAAAACAAACGGAAACAAACCCCAUCAUUCCCAGCAGGGGCUAUUUGCGUGAUCUCCCAAACCCAUCAUCAUGCGAACUCCUGGGAUUUUUAUUUUCGGGAUGGUGCUCGCGCCCUGCGGGUGGAUUCUGGAGCUGACCAGCACCGUGGCACCAGCCUGGCGCACGAUCAACAACCUCCCGGGACAAUCCAGCGACCUGGUCCUCCAGCAAGGAUUAUGGGACAUCUGCAGGACUUUCACAUCGUCCCGGGACAUUCAGUGCAACCAGCAGGACACGCAGUACUUCAGUGCGCAGAUCAUCCAGAUCGCGCGAGCUCUGAUGCUGUCCUCGCUCAUCCUCGAUCUCAUUGGCAUCGGCGUGGCGUCAGUCGGAGUCCGAUGCUGGACUGAGAAACCGCACUGGACGGUCGCUGGGGUCGGAGGUCUCCUCAUCUUCAUCUCAGGGGUCCUCACUAUCAUCCCAGUGGCGUGGUACACUCACAUCAUGACCUCCAUCUUCUCCGCAUCCACCGAUGUCCGUGUGGGAUACUGCCUGGUGCUGGGCUUCAUCGGCGGGAUCAUGGAGGUCCUCGGAGGACUGGUGAUGUCCAUAGGCUUGUGUCGGCGCUGUGGCGCUCGGAAGCGUGAUGAGAGGCCGAGGGCCUUCGCGGUGAAGUCCACGCGCGGUCCGUCUCCAGCGCACAGAGUCACGGUGCCCAGCAUCAGCAGCAGCGUCAGCAGCGUCCCGUAUUACUCCAGACAGAGUGAGAUGGACUUCACACGAGCCAAGAGACAGCAGGACAGCACUGCUUACAGAGCACGACCUUACGACACAGAUUUGUGAUCAAAGAACUUUCAAUCGUGUAAAUCACCAUGGCACUUAAAAUCACUGAUUUGUAUUAUAGUCUAGAUAUAUUAUAGAUCAGUGGUUCAUACAGUUACCAGAGUUUAUCGAUCAGAUAAAAAUACAGACAGCUUAUAUUUUAAUUUCUAGUGUCUGGUUAUCCCUAAAAUAUUAUAUAAUUUUGUCAUUUACUGUAAAACUGGAAAAACAUGUAUUUUGUACACAGUGCAUUUCAUUUUGUUUA